This is a messenger RNA of Microthlaspi erraticum, 984 nucleotides long. Lineage: Eukaryota; Viridiplantae; Streptophyta; Magnoliopsida; Brassicales; Brassicaceae. The record is from the annotation of a GenBank genome assembly.
AUGACGAUUCUUUUUCUUUUGAUAAUUUUCUUUCUUUCGCCGUCCUCGGCCGUGGACCUUCCCGUCGCAUCCGACAGUGGUAGCCGUAGCAACGCCGAGGUUGGGUUCAUCUUCCAAACGUGGUUGUCUAAUCACGGGAAGAGUUAUGUCGAUGCUCUCGGAGAGAAGCAACGGCGUUUUCAGAUCUUCAAGGACAAUCUCCGUUUUAUCGACCAACAUAACGCUAAGAACCACAGUUACCAGCUCGGUUUGACUCGGUUUGCUGACCUAACUGUUCAAGAGUACCAAGGCCUUUUGUCUGGACGCCCUGAUCAUGAACCGAUACAAAGGGCUCGCAGAGUCAGUCAUAGGUACGUGUCACUCGCGGGAGAUCAGCUCCCAGAGUCCGUUGACUGGAGGAAACAAGGUGCAGAGUCGGAGAUUAGAGACCAAGGCAAUUGCAAUAGCUGCUGGGCAUUCUCAUCAGUAGCAGCCGUGGAGGGAAUAAAUAAGAUCGUAACCGGACAGUUAAUCUCACUGUCCGAGCAAGAAUUGGUUGACUGCAACGCGGACAACUACGGUUGUGAAGGAAGAGGCUUCAUGGACAAAGCUUUUAAGUUCCUUAUCAAUAACAAUGGUCUUGAUUCCCAAAUUGAUUAUCCUUACACGGGCGUUCAAGGCAACUGUAACCGCAAAAAGGAUAAAUCACACAAGAUUGUUACAAUUAAUGGCUACGAGGAUGUGCCAGCGAAUGAUGAGUUAUCCUUAAAGAAAGCUGUUGCUCACCAGCCCGGUAUAUUUACCGGACCUUGCGGGACACAGCUUGACCAUGCGGUUGUUAUCGUCGGGUACGGUAGUGAGAACGGUCAAGACUAUUGGAUCGUGAGAAACUCGUGGGGCACGAAGUGGGGAGAUGCUGGUUACGCUAAGAUGGCUCGUAACUUCAAAGAUCCAGCAGGUAUAUGUGGGAUCACGAUAUUUGCUUCAUAUCCUAUCAAGAACUAG